AGAUGAGCAGGGGAUGCGGAUGGCGGGAUGCAGGAGAUGAGCAGGGGAUGCAGGCAGGGGAUGCUCACGGGAGGCUCGGGGAUGCAGUGAGAUGUGCGCAGGAUGUGCGCAGGAUGUGCGCAGGGACGCAGCGGGAGGUGCGCGGGGAUGUGCGCAGGAUGUGCGCGGGAUGUGCGCGGGGAUGCAGCGGGGCGAGCGCGGCGAUGCAGCGCGAUGUGAGCGCGGGUGCGGCGGGGACGCGGCGGGGCGUGCGCGGGGACGCGGCGGGGCGGGCGCGGAGAUGCAGCGCGAAGUGCGCGGGAUGUGCGCGGGGAUGCGGCGCGACGUGCGCGGGAUGUGCGCGGGGAUGCGGCGCGACGCGCGCGGGAUGAGCCCCGAGAUCCAGAGCGACGUGCGCGCCGUGUGCGCGGGGAUAGAGCGGGACGUGCGCGGGAUGUGCGCGGGGUGCGCUCGGGCCGUGCCCGGCCCCGAUCCCCCCGCUCCCCGCCCCCGGUACUCGCCUGGCGCAGCAUCCCCGGCCCGGGGCCGCUCCCGGGGGGCCGCGGAGAGCUGGGGCGGAGCGGGGCCGGCGGAGGCGGAGGAGCCCCCCGGGCCCUUCUGGAUCCCUCGCAGAGGCGGCGGCCGCGGGGCCAAGGUCACCCCGCGGCGACUACAAUUCCCAGGAGGCGGCGAGACGCCGGGAAAAGGCCCGGGGGGAGCGGGGCAGGAGUGAGGGGUCCGCUCCAGACCCCUCCCAGCCGCCUUCCCCCAGCAUUUUCCUCUUCUUCGCCAUCGGAGCUGGGAUGUCCCAUCCCGGGGGAUGACGGCGCAGCUUUUGAGAAUCCGGCACGAACAGACGCGGAUCUAUUUCGGGAUUAAAAAAAAAAAAAAAAGGCAGCAUGAGGAGGAAUAAUAAAUGUCUGACGGUCGGGUUUAAAGUGCUGCGUGCUCCCUGCAGGGCUGCAGCCCCUGUGUGCGCCACCGCACAUCUCCGGGACCACCUUCCAGGACCUCCACAGUCAUUAGUGGGUAUUAUCCUCGCUCCCUCUUAGGAAGUGGUGGGAUAAUCAUUCCCCAUUUAACGGCUGGGAAACUUGGCGCAGCGCACAUUAAGCGAUUUGCUGACAGGCGCACAAGAAAAUUGCGCUAGUCAAGCGUUCUCCCAAUUAUGCCAUCCUUGGAACUGCAUAAUUUCUCUGCGUGAUUCCAAACACGGCUCAGACUCCCCGGGCAGGGCAGGGCUCCAUCUCUGCGCAGCGUGCGGCUCAAAUCAGCCGGCGGGACCCUCCUGUGUCCCCCGGGGGGCUCCUCGGGGCUCGGACCCGCAGCUCCGGUGCCACCGCACAGGUAUCACCCGGGGGGCACACCAGAGCCCUGCGGAGGCCGAGGGACGCUCAGCAGCCCGGGGGUGCCGCACAAAGCCCCCCUCCCACCUUCCCCAAGCGCAGCUUCAGGAUUCCGCAGCCCAGUGGAAAUUCCCCAGCGGUGCCAGCGCUGGGGCCUCCGGGAACCGGCAAAACCUCCCCGGAGCCAGCCAGGAGCUGGGGCUCUGCCACCGGGAGAGCAUUCCGGCCUCCGGGAGGGAUCCUGUGGAGCAGAGGGUCUGGGGGGGGCAGGGGGUCCCGGGGA
This is a messenger RNA of Onychostruthus taczanowskii (white-rumped snowfinch), 1608 nucleotides long. Its product is annotated as translation initiation factor IF-2-like. The record is from RefSeq and is a predicted model, not a curated record. The transcript has a single exon. The coding region runs from base 92 to 712 and encodes 206 amino acids. Lineage: Eukaryota; Metazoa; Chordata; Aves; Passeriformes; Passeridae.